AGCUCAAUACGCUUAUAAGCUUAGUUUUUAUUUUUUUUAAUACAGAGAGAACACUCUUAAUUAAGCAACUUCUUUUUUUCAUUAAUAUUGAUUGCAUUAAUAUAAAAAGUAGAAUCGAUAAUUUUACGACAUUACACGUCAGCCGGCAUUGUUUUGUCAUACAAUUUCGCGAUCAAGCAAAAAUCUGUUUUCCAAAAGAAAAUCUAUUUAAUCGAAAUCAGGUCAUGAAAGAACCGUUACAAAAUUAAAGAAACAUGUAUGUCACUCUUUUACUGAUAUCCGUCUCAGAGAUUGUUCUGUUUAGCCUUGUGAGAGGUAAAACUAUCAAAGGAACUUUCACAAGUCACCAAGCCAGAGCUGAAAAAGGACAAUACUUGUCAUCUUUCUGCUUUCAUGGUGAUGGCGUAUUGCAGUACACGUUAAACACAACUGCAAUAUCAUCUGCAAAGCUCUACCUGUUUCUUAGUGAUGACUGGAAUGGGAUAAGUGGUGACAUGGACUGUUCUGCAAAAUUCCAACAGGCCAGGGCAGCAUAUGACCUGACAGCUGAAAUAGGAAACAAGACAAUAGCCAACUUCCAGACACCGCGAGUCUGGUACGUCAUUUUCGCAGAUGAGUACACUUGUAGCGAUGUUCCCAUGGCUACGUUAGACAUGUCAGGGCUUAACUUUGUGUACUAUGACAUCCAGCUGCUCAACCCGGAUGCCCUUGGGAACCCCACUGAACAUUUCAGUGAUGAAGAAACAGGUCUGCUGCGGUUUUACCAACUCCUGGCACUGGCCUACUUCAUUCUGGGCUGUAUCUGUAUCCCCCGCCUCAUCGAGCCCCUGAACAGCAGGGGCCCCAUGCAGCUGGUGAUCCAGUUACUGAGUGUUAGCACGGGCUUGCAGGCCGUCGGGGCGUUCAUCAUGAUGAUCCACUUGAGGAAAUAUUCAAGAGACGGCAUCGGAUCCCCUGUGUUUGAAAUGUUAUCUGAAUUUUUUGAUGUGCUAUCCCAGUUUGCAAUGCUAUACAUGUUGUUGAGCCUCAGUCUGGGUUGGUCGCUAGGGACGACACACAGACACACAAACCUUCGACUGAUCAAGAAACGACCCGCAGCGAAAGUUGUCGCUGUUCUUGCCAUUAUACAGGGAGGCCUGUUCCUUUAUGAGCAAUAUCAGGACCAGACCAACCGACUGUACCACGCCCACCGCACCCUGGCAGGCUCAGCCCUUCUCGUGUUAAGAGUUGUUCUGGCCGUGCUGUUUGGCUGGAACCUGUAUACAACUGUGUCGCUAGAACGCAGUAUUAUGAAAAGGGAGUUUUACUUAUCAUUUACAAAGAGCUGUAUGCUGUGGUUUCUGUCAUACCCUGUUAUUGUGAUAGUUUCUAGAAUAUUCUCAGAGUAUCUCAGAUAUAAGAUGAUUACGAUGAGCGUGGUGCUAUGUCAGUCUGUUGCAGUGGUUACGUUAUACCGAUUGUUUCUGUCCCGAAGUUUAUACUGGGAAGUGUCAGCACUAUCAAGUACACUGCCACUACGUAUAGACAGAUCGCGAGGCUUGAAGAUAUACUCGUGACAGCCUGUGAUAUACCUAGAAAUAGCUGUUCUCAGAUUCUCCAUGUUGAAUUUUAUGUCCAUUUUCACUGUGGUUGUAAGACUCAUGACUCAAACCUGAUUAGCUGAUUUUCAUUUUUAAACUGUAAUGAAAUGAGCAUUGGCACUGAACCCCCCUCUGUAGUACAGCUGUUUACACGUAUGCGGUCAUAAUAAGUACAUUAAAGAUAUUCCGUAACAUAUCAGACUUGGUGGAGUCUUAAGUGUCAAACUCAUGAGUGAAUAUCAGCCCUGAUAGGUCAACAAGUAUAAUCAUGCAGUGUAUGGGUACUCGGAUUAAAGAUUUUAAAAGUGUUACAUUGUUGCUUAUGAGAGUGUGUAUUCUUGUAAAGUUCGGAUUUUGUUUCAAAACGUGUGUCAAAGCUGUUAAAAUCUCGUAUAUCUAUACUGUUAAAGAUUUUUAAAGAGAAUGAUAACGCUGCUGAAAGCCGAAUAAGGAGAAUGAAUGUUGAUUGACUCUCAUUUACAUUAAUUAUCUUUUCUGAAAGUGAAUCAACUCUGAGUGAGUUAUUAUCUACACCAUGUUAAUGUUAGCUGUAAUAGCGAAGGUUAUAAGCUUUAUGCAUACGGUAGUCACUGAAAGAUAUUUAGUUUUUUUGUUGAUUUUUUUUACAAUGAUGGUGAAGAACAACACAGUGUCGAGAGUCCUUGUACAGGUAUUACACAGCAUGUGUUCGAUAUAGAAAGAUCAACAUGUGGGCUACAAAGGUUUAUAUACCUGGUAUUUUGUUUAUGAUAUUAUGUUAAAAGAUGAUCUACUGUACUUGGACUUUGUUACAUAAUUUUGUUUCCUAUUGAAUAUAAUUAUAUAUAUUUUUUCAUAUGUAUUUGGCUGUCACCUUGGCGCUUCAGGUUUUGUAACUAUUUAUUUUUACAAAAUCCUACAAACAAAUAUUUAAAAUUGAUUCACCAUUUAUAUAUCCUAUGAAAAUAUUUUAGACAUAUUCCUUUAUAGAAUAAAUAUAAUAAAAUAAAAAUUACAUAUUUGAUUUGUUUUUGUCUGAAAUGUUUGACACAGAAUGUCAUGUUAGAGCAAUUACUAGUAUUUUUUUGUGCAUUUUAAAAAAAUAUAUCUUAUCGCAUGUAAUGUACAAAAGUUUGAUAAUAUUUUUUUUUUGGAUAAUUUUGGAAACAAAAUAAUUUAGCUAACAUAAAAACAUAACUAUGGUACAGAAAAAGAAUGUUGUAAUCAAGAUAAAUCUGAUGUAAAAUGCAUUUUGAGUUGUUCGCUUAGUGCAAAAACGCAGAUGAGAGAAGUGGAGAGAUAUAUCUUAAGUUUUUAAGAAUUUAUUUAUUUACCGGUGCUGAAAUUCCUCGGCAAUUUGUUCCUAAAACUGAUCUGUUGCUAUUUUGAUCAGCUGUUGUCCAUCAUCUUUCCAUUGUUGUCAACAGUUCGCUGGUUAACGCCCUUGCUGCCACAUUUUCUCUCCACUCUGUGAAAAAUUGUCAGGAUGUGUUCCCUAUGAAAGCAUAAACUCCAUUUAUAAGAGAUUUACCCUCAAGGACAAAUAACCCCUGUCGUAAACAUGAGCAUAUAAACGCAAAUCACCACUAGGAUAAAUUUAACCUCAGGAUGGAGGGCAGAAGAGUGGGGGUGGGGGAAAUUUGCUCAAUGUCUGGAAGGGUGCGGUAAAUUGCCUUUAGCCUAUCAAAUGUCAUACAACCGUAAAAAACUGAUAGGCCCCAGGGUUAUAUGGCCCAGGGGUACUUCUAUUUUGGCAAGGAUUUGCAGAUAUGUAUUUCACUUUGUAACACAUAAUGGUAUUUUUAGCAUGCUUUACAUAAAACAGCUUUAUAAGCAUUGGUUACAUGAGGAAGGGGGGCUCAACACAGACUAAUGUUUUAGUGAGAAUAUUCAUUUUUGUAAGUUGCCUUUCAUAAACGUAAAAAAAAAAUAAUGCUGGGCAUAUUUUUGCCCCACAAGGACAAAUUUUGGGCUUGUAAAUGCCGUCUAAGUAAAGUUUGAUUUUGGUGCCUGUCAUUUUUAGGAAACUGUAAGAAUGUGGUUCUGUUUUGAAAAUGGGUCAACCCCCCCCCCUCAAAAAAAACUAGGCCAGUAUGUCAUAUUCUUAUAAAAGCUACAUGCGUGUUCCUCGGGUGAGCGAUGUAGGGACUUUCAUGUCACUUGUGAAUUUGAAUUUUUGCUUUUGCAUAAUAUGCAAAUUUGCUAAAUUAUAUUUGUCAUAAUGUCCAUUCGAAUUAUUAUAUGGUCUUAUUAAUGAAAUGGCUAAUUAUAUGUUACAACUGUAAUUUUUUAAAAACAUACAAGGUGGUGGAUAAAAACUCUUAUAAUGUUGUUGUAAAUGUAUAUUAAACAUGAAAUAAAUAAAUGC
Mya arenaria is the source of this 3927-nucleotide messenger RNA. RefSeq names its product integral membrane protein GPR180-like. The record is from RefSeq and is a predicted model, not a curated record. Gene Ontology annotation, biological process: response to pheromone; G protein-coupled receptor signaling pathway. NCBI's taxonomy places the organism in Eukaryota, Metazoa, Mollusca, Bivalvia, Myida, Myidae. Bases 255 to 1556 code for a protein of 433 amino acids. The transcript has 9 exons.